AUGCAGCUUCAUGCGCCACGCAGCGAUGUAGUGCCUUGUUAUUGGCAUGCUGACUUGAAAGUUGUGCCUCCAGCCGUAAGAUACCGAGCUUCUCACUUCGUGUGCUUGAGACCUUGGGGCUACUGGGCGCAUCGUAUCGGAGCCAGUUUCGCGGCAUCCAGGAUGUCUCGCGCACGGUCCAGAUCGCCUCUGCCGGCGGACUCGCUGAAGAUAUCUCGCACCAUUGCAGGCUUCGGCCGAUACGCCUCCAAGCGCCCAGAUGGCCUUCGAGUGGACCGUGAUGGCUGCAUGAAGCUAGAUGACAUCAUGAAUUCCUGGGGGGACAGGCAUGGUCUCCGAGAAACGGACAUCUUACAUGCCGUUAGGAGACACAUGUUCCGCGAGCAUGAGCAUGGUGGGUCGCUACGCUUUGCCAUCGACGGUGACCAUGAUGGAGGCAUUGUGAUACGCGUGAUGCCCAAAGAAGACGAAGACCGAGUGGAUCGACGUCGGCGCCAUGCUUCCCCUCAGAACGGUGUUCUUUUCCCCGCGGUGGGCAUGAGACCGCCAGAGAAGCGAAUACCGAAAAAGAUAGGAAGCGUGACGAAAGCGCCUGUGCCGACUAGGCCUCGCCCUAUCAACGGAACCAAAACGCCUGCAUUGGCUGACAAGUUGUCAAUGUCGCUGGACGACUUGAUCAGCACGAACGAGGUCAUAGACUUGGAGGCGGAUGACACGAACGAGGCCAGGCAGCAAAGGGUCAGGCACUCUUUUCGGCAGAUGGGCCUGACACCGGAGACGAUGCAUUUACGAAGACCUCCUCAAGACAGAGACAGACAUGGUGAGGGCCGCAAUGGAAAAGGCGGUGACCGUCCAGAGACGCGUGGUCGCAACCGCGGAGGUUGGAGUGCGGCAGAGAGGAUGCACCGCUACAUUUCCUGGAUUGCAAAAGCUGGCUUCAAGGAGCUUGGCCUUCAGCAGCAAGCAGGAGGUUGGCUUGAGCUCGCCGGUAUCGCGGCAGCAGUUACAAGGAACAGGAAGGAUCUCGGGGAUUUUGACGCGGAGAAGUUGAAGAUGUAUAUCCAGGAAACCGAUGUCGAUGGACGCUUCGAGAUCAAUGGGUGCCAGCUCCGGAAAGUCGACAAGGCAGAUCGACGACGCAGAGAUUCGCAACGAUCGCCUUUCGAACCCAGCGCCCCAACAGGGCAGGCCGCAGUGCGCGAGCCACUAGAGAUGCUAGAGGUGUCUUCAUCUGCAUCAUCUGGACGACAUCGUAGGCGUUCUCGAUCGUUGUCGUUGGGAUCUGAUUCCGACAGGCUAGGUGCAGAUGAAGAGGAUGAUGCUUUGGCAGCGAAGUGUCAAAACCUCCGGGUUUCUGGCGACAUGGAAGAUGUCAAGCCGGAAAUCAAGACAGAGCUUAGGCCCAACAGAGGUACAGUGCAGAUUCCCACGCCGGAUCCUCCUCCGGGGGAGUACUGGACCCAGUACAAGGACGAAGGUGACAAAGGUCUAUUUUGGUGGUUCUACGACGGUCCAUUGGGUCAGUGGUGGGUUGGCCAGGAUGGUGGGGAGCCCUUGCAGUACUGUGGCUGA
Symbiodinium sp. CCMP2592 is the source of this 1572-nucleotide messenger RNA. Lineage: Eukaryota; Dinophyceae; Suessiales; Symbiodiniaceae. The record is from the annotation of a GenBank genome assembly.